Molecule: messenger RNA, 1409 nt
Organism: Fusarium oxysporum Fo47
Lineage: Eukaryota; Fungi; Ascomycota; Sordariomycetes; Hypocreales; Nectriaceae
Product: transcription initiation factor IID, 18kD subunit-domain-containing protein
Exons: 3
Coding region: 259-1221 (320 amino acids)
Biological process (GO): transcription by RNA polymerase II
Cellular component (GO): SAGA complex
Molecular function (GO): transcription coregulator activity; protein heterodimerization activity
Source: RefSeq, a predicted model, not a curated record
GCGAGCCAACAUUAACCUCUGAAUCGCCAUUUGAGAAUACAUAUUCAUAUGCAACUUGUUCAACGACUUGGAAAUUGAUUCUCAAAUUAUUAUCAAAGUCGCAUACAACAUCGCUACGAGCAAGAUCAGCUCCACAGAUAAUUGACCGUUGUUCUCAGAGCAUCAAGAUAAAAAAGUUAGUCUUGGAUAAACAGACUAUUGAAGUCCUCUCAGGCGCACAAUAACAACCCUUGACGUCUCAUCUCACAACGCUACAAGAUGGCGGAAUCAAGAGAUAGCAAGUCGUACAAAUAUCGCCAGGAGAUCAGUCAAAUGAUGUACGUCUCCGGCGAAACCGCAGAACCACCCGUCGAAACAACAAGUAUCAUCGAAGAUAUCGUCCGCCAACAAGUCAUCGAACUCCUGCGAAACUGCACCGAACUCGCUUCGCGUCGCGGUUCUAAAUCCAUCAGCAUCAACGAUCUCAUCUUCCAAAUCCGCCAUGACCAAGCAAAAGUCUCACGUCUGCGCACAUUCCUCUCGUGGAAAGACGUGCGAAAGAACGUGAAAGAUUCUGAUGACAAAGGCGCUGAUGCCGAUAUCGCUGCUGGUGAUGACCCUGUGGCUGCGGGUGAUAACACAACGGAUGAGGCAGCCAAGAAGAACAAAAAGGCCAAAGUCGGGUUACCGUGGGAGCCUUCGUCGUACUACAACGUUGAGGUACCUGAGCGCGAGGAGGAAGAGGAUGAAGAGGAGGAGGAGAUGAACUACAUCACACUGCAGCGUCUGCGCAAAGCAGAUGAGCGCACCAAGGCCAUGACAAAGGAGGAGUACGUUACAUGGUCUGAAUACCGCCAGGCAUCGUUCACCUACCGCAAAGGCAAGCGAUUCCGCGAGUGGGCAGGCUUCGGCAUCGUGACAGACAGUAAACCCUCCGACGACAUUGUCGACAUUCUCGGCUUUCUCACCUUCGAGAUGGUCCAGACCCUCACCGAGAUGGCGCUUAAGGUCAAGGAGCAGGAAGAUCUGGUGCGUGCUCAAAACGGAGGCGAUAAUGUUGGAAAUGCAAAGAAGCGGAAGCAUGAGGGCGCGUUGUUCGAUUUUCCUAGUGAGGGAAAGACGCCAAUCGAGCCUCGCCAUGUUCAAGAAGGAUCACGAAGAUUGCAGCAGAGGCCAAAGAAGUCGAGGGCCAUGCUCAACGGCACCAGAAUUGCACAACACACGCCGCUCAACAUCUUCUAGUGAUACGUAUGUGCAACAGUCACGAGUUUAUUGUACGGCAAGGCGUUGGAUUAGGAACAUCACCAAUGUUAGGGUUGGUUAGUGGGAAAGGCGCAUGGAAAGGAUAUUUGGAUGUUUAUUAAGGUAUUAAUUGAUAGACUGGUGCCAACAACUUGUCGGCUAUUGCCACACGUUUUUGACGACUUCCA